AUGCACACCAGAUCCAAAGGACGAGACAACCUCCUAAGUACAAGCGAUCUUGACAAAGCAGAGCAAAACAAACGGUCACGCAGAGUUACUUCGCGAACCAGAACACGAGAGGUUCCGGACAUGGCAGCCCAACCCCAACAGGAAGGAUUCCCACCCGGACCGGAACAACAAGGUGGUCAGCGAAACAAUCCACCUCUGCGACCUCACCGUCAGAUAGGUGCCGGCGAUGCACCUAACACUCACGAAAACCGUCAAGGCAUAGCCCCGCCAAAUGUGCACAACAACUUCGAAAUCAAACCGCACAUUCUGCAUCAGGUCCAACAAAAGAUCUAUCACGGUCUACCUGAGGAAGACCCGUUGGACCAUCUUGACGAGUUUGACAGAGCAUGUGAUUUGAUCACACAGAAUGGGGUAAGCGAAGACGCAACCAAACUUCGUUUAUUCCCAUUCUCACUUGAUGGCAAAGCUCGCCAAUGGGAAAAGACGAUACCUCGAGGGUCCAUCACAAGCUGGGAUCAGUGCAAGAAAGCCUUCUUGGCUAAGUUCUUCUCCUCAGUCAGAACUGCAAGCUUCAGAACCAACAUCUCAAGCUUCGCACAAAAGCACGGCAAGAGUUUCACAGACGCUGGGAACGCUUCAAAGGAUACCAAUCGAAGUGCCCACACCACGGUUUCUCUCAAGAGUCACUCCUUAAGUACUCUAUACCGUGGUGUACUGCCUCGCUUUAGGCAGAUGCUUGACACAGCAAGCCAAGGCAACUUCUUGGCCAGAGAUGUUGAAGACGGUCUGUUCUUGGUGGAAAACAUACCAAAAUCCUACUUAUCAGUCAUCUUCACUCAAGAAGGACUUGUUGAAGAAGAGGAUCAAGAAAGGGUCAUUGAAGAUUUUUGUUUACUGCUGAAUGAUGAAGAGAUUGUUGCUGCUGAGGCUCCUGGAGUCCAGAUUGAUCAACCAGAAGUGCAUGCACCUACUGUGGCCAUUCACACUUCACCAGUUGAGCUCGCACGACAAGCUCGAUCGGCAGCUCGAUCGAGUCCAACUCUAGCUCGAUCGAGUCCGACCUCUUCUGUCCGAAGCCUUUUUGCUUGA
This is a messenger RNA of Microthlaspi erraticum, 1089 nucleotides long. Lineage: Eukaryota; Viridiplantae; Streptophyta; Magnoliopsida; Brassicales; Brassicaceae. The record is from the annotation of a GenBank genome assembly.